AUGGAAGAUUUUCGAGGUAUAGGAGAGGAAUCGUUUCCAAGCUUUUUAACCAAUUCCUUACUUGGUAACAGUGGCAUUUUGGAAAAUGUCACUCUUUCUUCAAAUCUUGGCUUGCCUGUUGCUGUUUCCACACUUGCUAGAAAUAGAGCCAGUGCUGAUAACAGGUAUUCCGAUAUCCAGGCAUCUUACUUACUAGAAGGGAAAUUUUCAGUUCCAUCUGAAUCAUCUCACAGUGGCCAGAGUGAUGCUGAACCAAAACAGAGGUUACAGCUUAGCUUCCAUGAAGAUGAGCAAAGGAAUCAUACGGAAGCUCAACAUUUGUCAGAUGCUCUCAUAAGAGAGUCAGCUCUGCAAAGUGAGAUAACAAGAACAGAAGAGGAGCAAUCUCAAACUGCAAAAUUCUUAAAAGGCCAAGAUAUUUUUGAUGGGAUUUCACUCCAAGAACAAGUGCAAGACUCAGCUGUUGAUUUUUGUUUGCAAUCAUCACGGACGAAUAAUAAGGAGCAUGAGAUCCUUGUACCUGAUGCUGGAACACGUUUUGAAGAAAAGACUCCAAACAGUGACUUGAGCCGUACUAUCUUAUUAGAAAAUGAGAAACUUAUAUCCUUGAUAAGCUUUGAAGAUUCUUCUGAUGAUGAUAUUGAUGAUGAAGAGUUUUGUGAUGACCAUUUGGAGGCCUAUUUUGAACAACUGACAAUUCCAGGAGUGAUGUAUGAAGACGCAGAAGGACAGGGAACUGCAGGGGGUGAUUUUAAGUUGCCUGCAAGUCCGGUAUUUGAAAACAGUAGCCUAACCUGUAGAUCUCAAUCAGAAAAUAACAGCUCACUGACCUCCCUAGUCUCACAAGCUGCGGGAAAUUCUGAAAUGAGCCACAAAGAGUCUCAGGAAGGCCCUCUUGUUUGUCUGCCUGGUACUAGUAAUUCUGUAGGAACUGGAGAUAGUAGAAGGCAUGUAGAUGGUGUGCUACCAUUUUCUUCUAGUACCUGGGGAGCUGAAAAAGAGAAAGGAGGGGCAGAAAGUUUGAAGGGUGUUGUUCCACAUCAUAGCAGAGAAAGCACAAGAGAUGAAGUCCUGGUGAAGACUAGCAGGGCUACUGAUGUGAAACCUAACCCUGUUUAUUUUCAUGACACAAAUGCUGAGAAAGGUGUUUUUGGCCGGACCGGCCCCUCGAAGCAGGGGACAGAGUCUCUGCAUCAAAAUGAGCCUUUGGCAUCAGAUACAGAAGCAGCUUUGCAGCUGGACGGAUGUUUAUACCCUGAGAUUCCCAAAGCUUCUGUUAGAAAAAGCAUGGAUAUAACAUCUUUGAAGCCUGUUAAUGACAGUGGGAUUAAGUCCACUGAUACUGCCUGGUCACCAACCACUGAAAGGCGAACAUGUGACUGUUACGAGUUUGUUGAAAAGAGUAAAGACCAAAUGGAUCUGCCACAGAGUGUGGUCUAUCAAAACGAAGAGGGCAAAUGGGUAACUGAUCUUGCUUAUUAUACAUCAUUUAAUAAAGAGCAAGGUUUAAAUACGUUUCUAACUGAUGAGAUGAAUGGAGACUUCAGAUCUGGUUCUGAAGCAUUGGCCUUGAUUGUACAAGAUGAAGAAGAAUUUAAUAAAGAACAUCAAUUUAUGCAGGAAGAAAAUAUAGAUGCCCAGAACACUUCACUUGCACUAGGGGAUAUGUCUUGGGGAACUUCAGCUAAUUUCAGUCUGUUGAGGAAAUCACUUAGCCCAUCAGAUUUGGUCAAAGAUGAUGCCAGUUAUUUACGUCUGUCUCUAGGAGAGUUCUUUGCUCAGAGAUCUGAGGCUCUUGGUUGCCUUGGUGGUGGUAACAAUGUGAAAAGACCAUCAUUUGGUUAUUUCAUUAGAUCACCAGAGAAGAGAGAACCUGUUGCUUUAAUAAGAAAAUCUGAUGCAUCAAGAAGCAAUUUGGAAAAAGAAAUGGCUCAUCUUAGCCAUCAUUUAGUAGCAGGACAUUUAAAUAAGCAAUCCAAGGCACAACUAAAUGAAGGAUCAGUUACGCUUAAGGUUGGAGAAUUGGAGAGCACUUCACAAGAGGAUGAAAGUGAUGUGACAUUAACCGCUGAUGCAGGCAGCACAGAGGACAUUUUCUUAAUGAACAGCCAGCCUAGAAGGCACAGAGACGAGCUCUCUGAUAGUGGCGACUCUGUGCUGAGGACGAGCGCUAUUGCUUCAGCAAUUGCAAAUGCAUCUGUCAGUAUGGACCCUGCCCAGCUUGCUGCCAUGAUAAAGGCACUUUCAAGUAAAACCAGAGAGAAGACUUUUCUGGAAGAUAAUAAACAAAAAAACUUUUCCAUUGUGUCUCAUUUCUUACCUAAUGAUUUAGAAAAAAGUAAUGGCUCCACUGCUUUUGAUAUGGAGAAAUACCUGAAAAAAACAGAAGUUAGUCGAUACGAAGUUGGACUGAAAAACUUUUCAAGAGCUGAUGUGUCUGAUAUUUGGGAUUUGUCUUUGCCAAAAGAACAGACUGCACAGGCUGUGGACUUGAGUGCAACUGAUCUAAGUGGAGUGGAACCAGAAGAAAACACAGCAGCUGUUUAUAGCAAAAACAGAGAAAGGGAGAACCAGGAAUCAUUUACACCUAUAAACUCUUCAAACCCACUCCUUACAAAUACAGGAGAGAAUGAGAGCACUGAAGUCGAUGUACAGGCGUAUUCCAGUGGUACCAGAUUACCAGACAUUGGAAACAGUGAAAAAGCUACCUCCAUUUCCACUUGCACAUCUGAUAGUUACUCAGUAGUAGGGAACUCCACAAUAACACCCUUGUGGCUGUUAAAGGGUUGUGAAGAAAUACAAAAUAAUACAGAAAAUCAGAGACAAAAUGAGCAUGUUAGUGAAUCAAGCAACAACGAAAAGCAUGUGACUUUCGAAAAACACUCCACAGUCUCACCUGAAAAUGUUGAUUUGAAAGAUACCUCUCUCGGGCAUAGUGGACUUGGUUCAGAGGAUGACCAGAAUAGCUUCAGACCUUCAGCUUCACCACUGAGUCAUUCUUCUCCUAGUGAAGUUUCUGGAACAGCUUCAUCAGGGUGUGCUUUAGAGUGUUUGUGUUCGACCGCCCAUCCUCAGAAGCCCCCUAGUGAGAGUGCAUCUUCUCAGUUGUCAUGCUUAGGUGCUGGUGUGAGCAGGCUGACGUACCUAUCUGAGCAUGAGAGCAGCUGUCCUGUCUCAACCACAGAUUAUGGCCACGAGGACUGUCAGAGCGAUAUCACUGGUGAAUUGAGCACCACAAUUAUUCGUGCCAGUCCAGCUCCAUUGGAAGAACACACUGUGGAAAAUUUGAAUGAAAAAGUUCCGUUUCAAGAUCAAGAUACAAGAACAUUGUCACAUGUUAUUCAGAACAACUUGGGUAAGAAAAAAGUGACUGAAGCUGCUUUCUUGAGUAGCAAAACCGAAGAUGUAAAACCUAACUUUAGAGUGUGUAAAGACCCUCCUUCGAAAAGUGGAGAUCCCUUUGAUAUUGGUCUGGUAGCUUUGACAUCAAACCCUCACGAACUGGACCAGAUCAGUAUGUCUCUACCCAGCAGGGCACGUAUCAACCAUCAGGCUUUGUCAACUAUUGCCGACCUCCAUGUGUCUUGUUUGGAAUCUGUUAACAAGGGUCAAAGAAUGACUUCUAAGGACGUGCUAAAUGCCGGCAGCAAACCAAGUGGCCUGGUUCCUAACCAGACAGCUCUUGAUAACCAGCGUGCCCCUGUCCCCAGCUUGGAGGGCCACAGCUCUGCUCCUGAGAUGCAGCACCUGCCUGCUGCCAUUCCCACGCUCUUGACUGGACAUUGUCUGACCACAACGCCUUUUGCCCAGCAGUAUCUGGGGGCACUGCCUUCAUCUGGAAACGGAGCUUUGCCUCCUUGCCAUGUUGGUGGUACCACAGUCUGUGGUUUCUCAGGAGGCAGCCUUCAUCCUGCUGUCUUGGGAGAGCAUGUUCAGAACUCGGUGGCUGUGGGAAUUUGUCUAGGACAAAAUUUGAGCUCUGGAUUGAUGGGUUCCACGUCUUUUUGUAACCCAUAUCCUAAUGCCUUAAAUCAGAAUCUUCUAAGUACAACAAAACCUUUUCCUGUGCAAUCUGUUGGUACAAGCUUUGGAACUGGACCAUGGGAUUCAGGAAUGAUGUCAGAAUUAGCAAAUAUAAGAGUACCUGAGGAGUUGAAGUUUCCUCAUGCUUGCUGUGUUGGUAUUGUUUCCCAAACCCACCUCAGUGUGUUGAAUCCAGCUGACCGCUGGUUACAGGUCAGCAUUGGGGUGCUCAGUGUCAGUGUUAAUGGUGAGAAGGUGGAACUUUCAACGUAUCCUUGUUUAGUUUUCAAGAAUAAAGUCAUCAUAAGACCUCAUGCCACAGAAGAAAUAAAAGUACUUUUCAUACCAUCCAAUCCUGGAAUUUUCAGGUGUAUAUUCAGUGUUGCUUCUUGGCCGUUUUCAGCAGAUGCUGAGACAAUAGUACAAGCUGAAGCCCUGGCUAGCAGAGUCAUGCUCACUGCUGUUGCCGAGACCCCUGUCAUCGAGGUAGAAACAGAAAAGAAAGAUGUUCUUGACUUUGGUGACUUGACUUACGGAGGCUGGAAAGCUCUUCCGUUAAAAUUGAUAAACAGGACUCAUGCCGCUGUGCCGGUCAGACUUGUUAUUAAUGCAAAUGCCAUCACCUGGCGCUGCUUCACAUUUUCUAAAGAACCAGUUAGUGCUUCUCUGAAGGCUGCUCCCUAUGCCGAUGUGAUCGCUCAGUUAGCAGCUCCAUCUGUGAUAAACCACGUGAUGGCCGCCAGUUACGACGGUCAGGAUCCAGAAUUUCUGAUAAUUUGGGUUCUUUUCCAUAAUCCGAAGAAGCAGAUGUGUUCUUCAGAGAUUCUGAACUCAGCAGAAGAAUUCCUGGCAAGAGUUGAUAUAGAACUUGAUAGCCCAAACCCUACUCCAGUUAUUAAAAGCAUAAGUCUUCGAGCAAGAACAGGAACAGCUAGGAUACAUGCUCCCAAAGACUUACAGACUAUGCAUUUGUUUGCUAGUGUGGCUUCCUCAACAAAGCAGCACUUACCUUUGAAGAAUGCUGGGAACAUUGAAGUUUAUUUAGAUAUCAAGAUCCCAGAUCAAGGAAGUCACUUCUCAGUGGACCCAGAAAAUCUAUUCCUUAAACCUGGAGAAGAACGUGAAGUUACGGUUUCAUUUACCCCAAAGGAUUUCAAAGCUUGUGAGAAAAGGAUCAUGAAAAUAUUUGUGCAGCCAUUUGGACCUCAGUAUGAGGUAGUGUUAAAAGGUGAAGUAGUUUCUUCAGGAAAUAAACCUCUGACACUUGGAUCUUGCUGCUCAGAUACUCCAUCAGUUUUAUCCAACAAGCAGUUUCUCGCCUGGGGAGGUGUCCCUCUUGGUAGAACACAGCUUCAGAAACUAGCUCUAAGAAAUAAUUCUACAUCUACAACCCAACAUUUACGACUGCUUAUUAGAGGACAAGAUCAGGACUGCUUUCAGCUUCAGAACAUUUUUGGUUCAGAAGAGCGGUUGACCAGUAAUUGUGAGAUCAGAAUUCGUCCAAAAGAAGACAUUAACAUCUAUGUGUUAUUUGCGCCCACUCGAUUAUCUUGUAUGUUUGCUAAACUAGAAAUUAAACAACUUGGAAUUCGAUCACAACUAGGCAUUAAGUUCACAAUACCUUUGUCUGGAUAUGGAGGAACAAGUAAUCUUAUUUUGGAAGAUGUUAAGAAAUUGUCUGAGAGUUACAUGGUCACAGUGAAUGACUUAAUUCCUGGUAAAGAAAGUCAAAUUGUGUUUUCUGUUCGGAACACUGGCUCUCGAGCAGCUUUUGUUAAAGCAGUGUGUUUUAAGGAUUCCCAGAAAAAAGUUUUGCUGGAUCCUAAAGUGAUGAGGAUUUUUCCAGAUAAAUUUGUGCUCAAGGAAAGAACACAAAAAUGUGUUACUAUAAUAUAUAACCCAUCAGACAGAGAGGAUAAUUAUAGAACUGCAACAGAACUAUCAACUAUAUACUUCUUUGGUGGCGAUGAAAUUUCAAGGCAACAGUAUCGAAGAGCUCUAUUGCAUAAACCAGGGAUUCUACAACAGAUGCUGCCAGAACAGAGUCUGUUGCAGAACCUUAAUUUUGCUGAAGCAUUUCAAGAUGAGCUGCUAGUCACUGAAGAAUACGAUCUUCCCCAACAACCUAAUGAUAUUCAACUCUUUUAUGGAAACAUGCGUAAAAUUAUACUUUCAGUGAUUGGAGAAUUCAGAGAUUCCGUUUCUAGCAGAGAGUUUCGUCAGCCUUCUUCCCAAGCUAACUUGGAAUCUAAAAGUGAAUCUGGAACUUCUGGAAAACAUAGUGGCAAUGUUUCUUUGGACGUUUUACCGGUUAAAGGUCCUCAAGGUUCUCCACUUCUUUCCCAAGCUGUUCACCCCCCUCAAGAUAAAUUAGCCUCUGAAGAAGUAUGGGCUGUUCAGCCUGAACACUUGAUUUUGAUAGCUCCUUCUCCGUGUGACAUGGCAAAAACUAGACGUUUCCAGAUUUUAAAUAAUUCUGUUAGGUUACUGAAAUUUGAACUGUAUUGGCCAGCGCAUUGCCUUACAGUGACACCCCAACAUGGAGUUAUUGAACCAGAGAGUAAACUACAAGUUCUUGUGAGUCCUAAUUCGUCCUUAUCCACAAAGCAUUCAGUCCCAUGGAGUGGUUUGAUCUAUGUACACUGUGACAAUGGACAGAAGAAAAUCGUGAAAGUUCAAAUUCAAGAAGACUUGACCCAAGAAGAGCAUCCUUUCACUCGUUGGGCCUCUGGUGCCUUUGGAAUCCUUUCUCCAGGGUCUGAGCUUUCUGGCAGUCACUUGGUGAAACCAGUGACUCAGCCACCUUCCACAAAAGUGGAAAUAAGAAACAAGACUGUUACUCUUCCUCCAACAGAACCUGGUGAAACUUCAGAAAGUUGUCUGGAACUUGAGAAUCAUGGUAAUACAGAAGUAAAGUGGCAUCUGUCAUCUUUAGCUCCACCGUAUGUCAAGGGAGUUGAUGAAAGCGGGGAUGUUUUUAGAGCUACCUAUGCAGCCUUCAGAUGUGCUCCUGUUUCUGGAAUGUUGGAAAGCCAUGGAAUUCAAAAGAUCUCCAUCACAUUUUUGCCCAGAGAUAGAGGGAAUUAUGCCCAGUUUUGGGAUGUUGAGUGUCACCCCCUGAAACAGCCCCACAUAAGGCACACGUUGAGGUUCCAGCUCUCUGGACAGAGUAUCAAAGCAGAAAGUGAGCCUGAAAGUGCCCAUAUUCCCACCACGGACACCCUCACUAAGGUAGAUCACUCCGUUAUGCUCCAAAGACAAGCUGUGUCUGAGGCUUCCGCACAUAUGCCUAGACAGGUUGAAAUAACCCGCCGUGGAGUUUAUGCUCCAGUGGACGUGUAUAUGUUUCUGCCAACUAGAGUUGGGGACUCAAGGACAUUAAAAGUCAAUUUGCGGAAUAAUUCAUUUAUUACACACUUGCUGAAGUUUUUAAGUCCCAGAGAGCCUUUCUACAUAAAACAUUCAAAAUAUUCUUUGAGAGCCCAGCACUACAUCAACAUGCCAGUGCAGUUCAGACCGCGGUCGCUGGGCACAUUCGAAGCUUUGCUGGUUAUUCAGACAGAUGAAGGCAAGAGUGUCGCUGUUCGACUAAUUGGUGAAGCUCUUGAAAAAAAUUAACUAGAAUACAUUUGUAUAAAGUAAAUCACAUAAAUUGUAUUUGGUAACUUCCUUUUUCUACACUACAAUUAUGCUUUUGUGUAUAUUUUGUAUGAUAAAUUGGACAUUUAACUGUAGAUUUUUUGUUUUGAAAAGCUAAUACUGAAGACUUGACUGAAAUAUCAUGCAUCUAGCCGACAGUAUUGUACUUACUUUUACAGGGGAUAAAAGAAUUCUAUUUUUGCAUUGAUACCGGUAUUCUGAAUAAAUAUGGUGUUUAUUUUAAUGUGGUAUAUCCAGAAGUAAACUUAAUUUUCCAUUGAACAUGUUUCAUCUGUGUGAUGCCUUAUAGUAAAAUUAGAAUAUCACUUUAUUCUACUAAUUAUAUCCAAGCUUCUGGGUUUGUUCUGUGAUUUUUCUCCUCCAUUACACAGUUUCUUCUAAGAAAUUCCUUCUCUACUUUUUCUGUCUUUUAGCUAAUUGCCCAGAGUAGAAAGGACAGUCUACUUUAAAAAAAAUAGUUUUUCUCCAGAGUGGUAUUGAUUGUAAUUAAAGCUAGACAGGCCCACCACUCCAGAAGCCCGUUUGGAAGGUGCUCUCUGCAGGCAGGUGCCGACAGGCUCGGUGAGAGAGAGCAGGUCUGCCUGGUGGAGCCAGGGAGGGAGGGGUCCUGGAAUGUGCAGUCUGGAACUGUGGCAAGACGUGAGGCCGGCAGUGUGUCACGGCUGCCCUGGGUGAGUCCCAGCUCCCAACCUUCUUUGAAGCAGCAGGAUCCUGGAUCAUGAGCAUGUGCAGAAGCUUGGGCUGAUCACAAGUAUUAGUGAUGGAAUAGAAAGCUUGCAGAACUUAUAAAAAGCUACCUAGAUGGUUUAAGCCCAAUCACAGUUGAGAACCAAUGAUUGUGACCUUGAGACAGAAAAGCAAAUCCCUUCUUUCCUCUUCCAACUCAUUUUUCUCUUAAUUAAGAAUUCUUGCUUAGAAAUCAAACUUGUGAAAACAUUUUCCACAAGUUAAACAGUUGGUACGUUUACUGAUAUUUCUGUGCUCCAAUUCUAGAUUUUGUAUGUGAAAUGCAAGGUGACUUCACUUUUGAUGUGUAUUUAUUUGAUAAUGUUCAGCCUCAAAAUUUUUAAAAAACAGGUAGUGCUUUUUAAAAUAUUUCCAUGGUCUUUCAGUUCAUAAAACCAGUUGCCAUCAAGUCAACUCUGAGUCCUGGUGACCGUAUGUGUCUCAAAUUAGAACUGAGCUCUAGAGGAUUUUCAGAAGUGGGUCACCAGGUCUUUUGAGGUGCCUCUGGGUGGACUUGAACCGCCAACCUUUCAGUUAGUAGCUGAGCAUGUUAACCGUUUGUACCACCCAGGAAGGGUUGUGAUAUUUCCAUUUCUAUGUGACCAUCACUUUUGCUUUUUAGGUUAUUCCUAGGAGAUCAGAAAAGGAGGGUUGAACAAACAAAAAACUUUAAAAGUGACUUUGCUUCCGUAUAUACUUUCUUAUGGAUGUGUCGUUAUUCCUGUUUCUCCAUGUUUUGAAAACUUGAUACUUGGAAUUUUAAGAACAGUUGGAUGUGAACAAGUGAUUCAUUAUUACAAGUAGUGAUCGCUACUAAAGCAACAGCCACGAACCACUGGCCGUCCUCGCUGAUACGUUCUGAUGAGGCAAAGCGUCUAACAGGCGAACUUACAGUGUUAGCGUCUAUUUAAUUAGCUUCCAUCUCGAAGCUGUUUCCUUUUCCUUUCCACCCCUUCCCGAAUUGGCAUCUUCAGGCUUAAUCUCUCCUCUGAGCUCCAGACUCAGAUGUCCAGCUGGACAUUUCCACUCAGUUAUCUAAUAGACACUUCAAACUUUGAUUUCCUACCUGCUGCAAACAUGUUCUUCCCUCACAGCUCAGUAGCUGCUCCUCUGUCAUUCCAGUUACCGAGCCAAAACUCUAGAUUUGGGUGUCUUUACUGUCAUCCUGGAGCCCUGCUGGCAUAGUGGUUAAGAGCUACAGCUGCUAACCAAAAGGUCGGCAGUUCGAAUCUACCAACCACUCCUUGUAAACCCUAUGGGCCAGUUCUACUCUGUUCUGUAGGGUCGUUCUGAGUAGGAAUUGACUCAAUAGCAAUGGGUUUGUUAUUGUGUUUUUUUACCCUCACUCCCACAUGGACUGAAGAGUGUAGGUUCAAACCACCAACCUUUCAAUUAAUAGUUCAGUGUUUAACCGUUUACACCACGCAGGGCCUGCUAUCCAAGAUAACUCUCUAACUAUCCCUGUCACAUCACCGCCCGCGCCCCCCGCGCCCCGUUCCUUACCUGGUAUUUUCUUGCUUGUUUGCUAGUUUAUUGUCUCCCUCCUCCAAAACUUAAGUCCUGUGUGAUUAGAAACAUCGUCCACCUUCUCACCACUGUCUUUCUAAUACCUGGACAGUGCCCAGAUGUAUCAUUGUGACUGACCACCCUGCAGUGCUCUGAGCCCCACUCAUUAUGUACUUGCUUCUGUUCUAGAAGGUUCUGUGUUCACUGCUGGACCCAGGAGAAGACUUAAAUAUCCCAGCCAGUUAAUUCUCACUAAAUCUCAGUAAGGCCUGGACACUUCUCCCCAAAUGUUUCUUACCAGUCUCCUGUAUAUAUUUUCUAAUAGUAAUAGCUAAACAAAGGAGCUCUGGAGGCACAAUGGUUAAGCACUCAACUGCUAGCUGAAAUGUCAGUGGUUUGAUCCCACCAGACCUGGCGAUCUCAUCUACUCCUGUGAAAACUCUGUAGGGCAGUUCUGCUCCGUCACAUUGAGUUGCUGUUGCGUCGAAAUGGUCUUGAUGGGGCACAACAACAACAAUAGCGAAACAUUUAUUGACUGCUUCCUAUGUGCCGAGCAAUGUCCUAAAUGCUCAAUGUUUCUCAAGUACUUUAUAGCGAGCAAUCCUUUUUUGUGGGCGACGCCUGAGGGAAGAAGAGGGAUAGAGGCCCUCCUGCUGCAGUCUCUGGCUACCCCAAUGGUCCCUGUGGACAGACAGAUUUACCAUGGCUCUGGUAUGGGUGGGGCCGAGUGUCAGGAAGGCACAGGAUGGCCUAGUCUGGCCUGUGAGGUUGACCCUUGUACUAUUAUCCUGUAGACAAAGAAACUAAGGCUCAGGAGAUUAGUAACUGGCUAAAAGCUACACAGCUACAAAGUGUUGGAGCUGAGAUUCAAACCUUGAUUUUUCUGACUUUGGUGCUCAGGUGCAGAUAAUUCUUGAAAUAAUUACAGAAAAUUUAAAUAUAAGGCUUCUUUUAAAGGUUUGAUUCCCUUUGGUUGUAAAACUGUAAAUUAACGUGUCCUGCCUCAUCAUUCACUUAGCUUGUUAAGGUACACGGAAGUUUGAAUGCUUUAAGUCAUGCUUAUCAGCCAGAUAAAACAUUUUUCGGGCAAGACUAAAGUUUCAUAGAAUUCAGUGAUGAUUAAUAUAUAUCGCUACUGAUUUAAUUAGACCAGAAAGAUUGGAUAAGAGGGCAUCUGUUUUUAAUCUUCAGUUAAACUCGGAGGUUGGAAUGUGAUUUAUAAAUGGAACACAGAUCUCUGGGCAGAAUUACAUUGGGUCGUUUCUCACAAACACGGAAUUGUUUUCUUUCCUCUGUUUCUUGAGUAAUCUUUCUCUUUCCAUUUAGGAUUGAUUUUCUGAAUUCUUAUAUUUAACCUGAUUCUUGUAUUUUACAGAGGUUUUGUGAACUCCUUGUUCUAAAGUGAAAAACUGUUUUCCCAACCUUUUCCUAAAUGAGGCUGUGAUUUAUGUCUUCCACUUAGUGAAAACCGAUUUAUCAGUCCUUUUACAAAUAUUUAAAUUUCUUGCCCCCUGCACACUUUAGAUGCACAGAUUAGUUGGGAUGUGUCUUAGUUAGCUUGUGCGCUGAAACAGAAAUACCACAAGUGGCUGACUUCAACCGAGAGCAAUCUGUUCUCCCACAGUGUAGGAUGUUAGAAGUCUAGAUUUCAGGGGGCCAGCUCCAGGGGAAGGCUUCCUGUCUUCGUUGGCUCUGGAGGAAGAAGGUCUUCGUCAUCAGUCUUCUCUGGUCAGGUCACUUCUCAGUGCAGCAACCCCAGCUCCAAAGGACGCUCUUCUUCUGGCUGUUGUGUUUUGGUGGUAUGAGGUCCCCUUGUCUCUCUUCUCACUUCUGUAUUUUAUAUCUCAAAAGAGAUUGGCUUAAAACACAAUCUAGUCUUGUAGAUUGAGUCCUGCCUCAUUAACAUAACUGCCACUAAUCCCAUCUCAUUAACAUCAUAGAGACAGGAUUUACAGCGUAGGAAAAUCACAUCAGAUGACAAAGUGGUAGAGGAUCACACCAUACUGGGAAUCAUGGACUAGCCAAGUUGACACACAUUUUGGGGGGACACAAUUCAAUCCAUAAUAUUCCAGCUGUUGGCCACCCAAAAUUCAUCUUUGCCAUAUGUAAAGCACAUUCACGCCAUCAUAUAAGCAAAAGUCUUAAAUCAACUCCAAGUCCAAAAUCCAAAAAUUCCUCUGCAUCUGUGGAAUGUAGAAAUUAUCUGCUUCCAAAGUACGAUGGGGAACUGCUACAAGCUAGACAUUUCCAUUACAAGUGGGAGAAACUGGAGGGAAAGAAGGGAUAACAGGCACCAAGUAAGUCAGCAGAACACAUUACAUUAGCCCUCAAGGCUUGAAAAUAAUCCUCUGUUCUCUGAGAUCAUUUAGACAAUGGCCCUACCCUCCAGACUCUAGGUAUUGGCCACACUCUCUAAUUUAGCAUGUAGGCCUCUUGGCCCUCGGCCUCAGCUCCACCUUCCAGGCCCACUGGGACAGCAACUCUGUUCGUUCAGCUUUGGGCGGCCCCGUUCUCAUUCUCCUAGUCUGUCUGACUGAGUGGCGACUCCAUCCUUAGAAAUUUCAGAGGCCAUGGAUCCACCCUUUGAGACCCCAGAGGUCAUGAUCAGACACCUUGGUACUGAAGUAGCUCUGCUUCCUGUGUUCCUUGCCUCUUCAGCUUCACUUCCAGGUUCCUUGGCCCCUUGGUCCCUCGGGGCCUUAUCACCCACAUCUGCCUUGCUAGGACAAGUGUUCCAAAGCUCUGUAGCUCCACCAAUAAGUGCCUGGAGGCACCCCACUCUGCCAGUAAAUUUCGGUUAGAAGGCACUCUCCUGCUCUGUAGGUCAGCGAGCCUACCUCCACCGAUAAGUGUGCAGAGGCAUUGCACUCUGCCAGGAAGCUGCCUGCGCAAAGGCACUUAGCUAUCUCGCUCUGUGAGUCAGCUCCUGUGCCGUUUCUCCCUAGUCUCCUGGUUCUGCUGCUGCUGGUUCUGUACUGCUGCCUCUCCUCACCAGAAUUAUCUUUUUUUUUUUUUUUAUUGUGCUUUAAGUGAAAGCUUACAAAUCAAGUCAGUCUCAUACAAAAACUUAAAUACACCUUACUAUAAACUCCUAGUUGCUCUCCCCCUAAUGAAACAGCACACUCCUUCUCUCCACCAUGUAUUUUCGUGUCCAUUCACCCAGGCUCUGAUGGCCUCUACCUUCUCAUCUCCCCUCCAGACAGGAGCUGCCCACAGAAUCAUGUGUCUACUUGAUCCAAAAAGCUCACUCUUCAUCAGUAUCAUUUUCUAUCCUAUAGUCCACUCCAAUCCCGGUCGGAAGAGUUGGCUUUGGGCAUGGUUCCUGUCUUGGGCUAACAGAAGGUCUGGGGACCAUGACCUCCGGGGUCAUUCUAAUCUCAGACCGUUAAGUCUGGUCUUUUUACGAGAACUUGAGGUUUGCAUCUGACUGCUCUGCUGCUCCCUCAGGGGUUCUCUGUUGUGAUCUGCAUCAGGCCAGUCAUCGGUUGUAACUGGACAUCAUCUAGUUCUGGCCUCAGGCGGAUGUAGUCUCUGGUUUAUGUGGCUCUUUCUGUCUCUUGGCCUCAUAAUUAACUUGUGCCUUUGGUAUUCUUCAUUCUACUUUGGUCCAGGUGGGUUGAGACCAAUUGAUGCAUCUUAGAUGGCCAUGGGCUAGUGUUUAAGACCCCAGACUCCACUCUCCAAUGUAGGAUGCAGAAUGUUUUCGUAAUAGAUUUUAUUAUGCCAGUUGACCUAGAUGUCCCCUGAAACCGUGGUCAAACCCCUGCCCCUGCUACGCUGGCCUUCGAAGCAUUCAGUUUAUUCAGGAAACUUCUUUGCUUUUAGUUUAGUCCGUUUGUGCUAACCUCUCCUGUAUUGCGUGUUGUCUUUCCCUUCACCUAAAAUAGUUCUACUAAUUAAUGAAUACCCCUCUGCCUCCCUCCGUACCUCCCUCCCUCCCCACUCUUGUAACCAUCUUUCUUCUCUGUUUAAACCAUUUCUCAAGUCCUUAUAAUAGUGGUCUUAUACAAUAUUUGUCCUUUUGCAACUGACUAAUUUCACUGAGCAUAAUGCCUUCCAGAUUCCUCCAUGUUAUGAAAUGUUUCACAGAUUCAUCACUGUUCUCUAUUGAUGCGUAGUAUUCCAUUGUGUGAAUACACCAUAAUUUAUCCAUUCAUCUGUUGAUGGGCACCUUGGUUGCUUCCGUCUUUUUGCUUAUAGUAAACAGCACUGCAGUGAACAUGGGUGUGCAUAUAUCUGUUCGUGUAAAGGGUCUUAUUUCUCUAGGAUAUAUUCCAAGGAGUGGGAUUGCUAGGUCGUAUGGUAGUUCUAUUUCUAGCUUUUCAAGGAAGCGCCAAAUCGAUUUCCAAAGUGUUUGUACCAUUUUAGAUUCCCACCAGCAGUGUAUAAGUGUUCCAGUCUCUCCACAACCUCUCUAACAUUUAUUAUUUUGUGUUUUUUGGAUUAAUGCCAGCCUUUUGUUGUUGUUGUUGGAGAUGGAAUCUCAUUGUAGUUUUCAUUUGUAUUUCUCUAAUGGCUAAUGAUCUUGAGCAUAUCCUCGUGUAUCUGUUAGCUCCCUGAAUGUCUUCUUUGGUGAACUGUCUGUUCAUAUCUUUUGCCCAUUUUUUAAUUGCGUUAUCUGUCUUUUUGUUGUUGAGUUUUUGCAGUAUUGCGUAGAUUUUAGAGAUCUAAUGCUGAAUGGAAAUGUCAUUGCUAGAAACUUUUUCCCAGUCUGUAGGUAAUCUUUUUACUCUUUUGAUGAAGUCUUUGGAUGAGCAUAGGUGUUUGAUUUUUAGGAGCUCCAAGUUAUCUUCCCAUUGCCAUCGAGCCAAUUCCGACUCUUACUGCCCCAUAGAGUUUCCAAGGAGCACCUGGCAGAUUCAAACUGCUGACCUUUUGGUUAGCAGCCAUAGCACUUAACCACUAUGCCACCGUGGUUUUAUCUAGUUUCUCUCUGCAUUGUUAGCGAUGUUUUGUAUUCUCUUUAUGUUAUGUAUUAGGGCUCCUAGCAUUGUCCCUAUUUUCUCUUCCAUGAUUUUUAUCGUUUUAGUUUUAUAUUUAGGUCUUUGAUCCAUUUUGAGUUAGUUUUUAUGCAUGGUGUCAGGUAUGGGUGUUGUUUCAUUUUUUUGCAGUUAUGCCAGCCCCAUUUAUUCAAAAGACUAUCUUUUUCCCAUUUAAUGGACUUUGGGCAUUUGUCAAAUGUCAGCUGCUCAUAUGUGGAUAGAUUUCUGUCUAGAUUCUCAAUUCCGUUCCAUUGGUCUAUGUAUCUGUUGUACCAGUACCAGGCUGUUUUGACUACUGUAGCAGCGUAAUAGGUUCUAAAAUCAGGUAGAGUGAGACCUCCUACUUUGUUCUUCUUUCUCAGCAAUGCUUUAAUUAUCUGGGGCCUCUUUCCCUUCCAUAUGAAGUUGGUGAUUUGUUUCCCCAGCUCAUUAAAAAAUGUCCUUGGAAUUUGGAUUGGAAUUGCAUUGUAUCUAUAGAUCGCUUUUGGUGGACUAGAGAUUUUCACAAUGUUGAGUCUUCCUAUCCAGGAGCAAUGUAUGUUUUUCCACUUUUGUAGGUCUCUUUUGGUUUCUUGUAGUAGUAUCUUGUAGUUUUCUUUGUAUAGGUCUUUUAUGUCUCUGGUAAGAUUUAUUCCUAAGUAUUAUGUCUUCUUGGGGGCUACUGUAAAUGCUAUUGAUGUGGUGAUUUCCUCUUUGAUGUUCUUUUUGUUGGUGUAGAGGAAUCCAGCUGAUUUUUGUAUGUUUAUCUUGUAUCCUGAUUCUGUGCUGAACUCUUCUAUUAGUUUCAGUAGUUUUCUGGAGGAUUCCUUAGGGUUUUCUGUAUAUAAGAUCAUGUCAUCUGCAAACAGAAAUACUUUUACUUCUUCCUUACCAGUCUGGAUGCCCUUUAUUUCUUUAUCUAGCCUACUUGCUCUGGCUAGGACCUCCAGCACAAUGUUGAAUAAGAGUGGUAAUAAAGGGCAUCCUUGUCUGGUUCCCAAUCUCAAGGGGAAUGCUUUCACAUUCUGUCCAUUUAGGGUGAUGUUGGCUGUUGGCUUUGUAUAAAUGCCCUUUAUUAUGUUGAGGAAUUUUCCUUCUAUUCCUAUUUUACUAAGAGUUUUUAUCAUGAAUUGGUGUCGAACUCUGUCACAUGCCUUUUCUGCAUCAAUCGAUAAAAUCAUGUGGAUCUUGUCUUUUAUUUUAUUUACGUGAUGGAUUACAUGAAUUGUUUUUCUAAUGUUGAACCAUCCCUGCAUACCUGGUAUGAAUAACACUUGGUCAUGGUGAAUUAUUUUUUGAUGUGUUGUUGAAAUCUAUUGGCUAGAAUUUUGUUGAGGAUUUUUGCAUCUCGGUUCAUGAGGGCUAUAGGUCUGUAUAUUCUUUUUUGGUGGUGUCUUUACCUGGUUUUGGUAUGAGGAAUAUGCUGGCUUCAUAGAAUGAGUUUGGGAGUAUUCUGGUCUUUUCUAUGCUUGAAAUACCUUUAGUAGUAGUGGUGUUAACUCUUUUCUGAAAGUUUGGUAGAACUCUGCAAUGAAGCUGUCCAAACAGGGCUUUUUCUGUUGGGAGUUUUUAAAUUAACUUUUCAGUCUCUUCUUUUGUUUUGGGUUUAUUUAGUUGUUCUCCCUCUGUUUGUGUUAGUUUACGUACGUAGUGUGUUUCUAGAAAUUCCUCCAUUUCUUCUCGGUUUUCAAAUUUGUUAGAAUACAGUGUUUCAUAGUAAUCUUUUAAGUUCGGUCCGUUGUGAUAUCACCCAUCCCAUUUCUUAUUCGGGUUAUUUGCUUCCUCUCCAGUUUUUCUUUUGUGUUUGACCAAUGGUUUAUCAAUUUUGUUAAUUUCUUCCAAGAACCAGGUUUUGGUCUUGUUAACUCUCAAUUGUUUGUCUGUUUCAUUUAAUUCUGCACUAAUUUCUAUUAUUUGUUUUCUUCCAGUGCUUGAGGGUUUCUUUUGUUGCUCUCUUUCUAUUUGUUCAAGUUGUGGGGAUAAUUCUUUGAUUUUGGCCCUUUCUUCUUUUUGGAUGUGUGCAUUUAUUGGUAUAAAUUGACCUCUGAGCAUUGCUUUGACUGUGUCCCAAAGGUUCUGAUAGGAAGUGUUUUCAUUUUUAUUGGAUUCUAUGAAUUUCUUUUUUCUGUCCUCGAUGUCUUCUAUAACCCAGUCGUUUUUGAGCAGGGUAUUGUUCAGUUUCCAAGUGUUUGAUUUCUUUUCCUUGUUUUUCUGUUAUUGAUUUCUACUUCUUUGGCCUUAUGGUCAGAGAAGAUGCUUUGUAAUAUUUCAAUAUUUUUGGAUUUUGCUGAGGCUUGCUUUAUGACUUAAUAUGUGGUCCAUUCUAGAGAAUGUUCCAUGUGCAUUGGAAAAGAAAGUAUACCUGGCUGCUAUACAUGUCUAUGAGGUCACGUUAGUUUAUUGUGGCAUUUAGAUCUUCCGUGUCUUUAUUGAGCUUCUUUCUGGAUGUUCUGUGCUUCAGCGAAAGUGGUGUGUUGAAGUCUCCGACUAUACUUGUGUCUCACUUUUCAAUGCUGUUAAAGUUUAUCUUGCAGCCUUGUCAUUGGGUGUAUAAAUAUUUAAUAUGGUUUUAUCCUCCCGGUAUAUUGUCCCUUUUAUCAUUAUAUAAUGUCCUUCCUUAUCCUUUGUGGUAGAUUUAAUUUUAAAUGUAUUUCAUCAGAAAUUUAUAUUGCCACUGCUGCUCUUUUUGAUUGUUGCUUGCUUGUUUUAUUUUUUCCCAUCCUUUGAGUUUUUGUUUGUGUCUCUAAGGUGUGUCUUUUGUAGGCAGCAUAUAGACGGACCUUGUUUUUUAAUCCAUUCUGCCACUCUCUGUCUCUUUAUUGGUGUAUUUAGUCCAUUUACAUUCAGCUUAAUUAUGGAUAGAUAUGAGUUUAGUGCUGUCAUUUUGAUGUCUUUUUUUGUGUGUUGUUGACAGUUUCUUUUUCCCCACUUAAUUUUUUGUUUUCAAUAGUUUGUAUACUGUCUUUUUCCUCUCAUUCGUUUUUGUUGAUUUUGUUCCUGCUCUCUAUUUUUUUUCUUGUGUUUUAUUUUGAUGAGUGAUAUUGUUAGUCUCCUUUGCAGUUACCUUAGUAUUUACCCCUGUUUUUCUGAGUUUAAACCUAAUUUUAAUUUCUUUUUAUAUCGCCUUGUCUUCCUCUCCAUUUGAAAGGUCUAUGACUACAUUUCUCAGUCACUUUUUAUUUUUUUCAUGUUGUAUUCCUUUACAUAAUGA
This is a messenger RNA of Loxodonta africana (African savanna elephant), 18087 nucleotides long. RefSeq names its product centrosomal protein 192 (gene CEP192). Gene Ontology annotation, cellular component: pericentriolar material; centriole; cytoplasm. NCBI's taxonomy places the organism in Eukaryota, Metazoa, Chordata, Mammalia, Proboscidea, Elephantidae. Bases 1 to 7641 code for a protein of 2546 amino acids. The record is from RefSeq and is a predicted model, not a curated record. Gene Ontology annotation, biological process: centriole replication; centrosome-templated microtubule nucleation; centrosome duplication. The transcript is spliced from 44 exons. Gene Ontology annotation, molecular function: protein kinase binding.